CUUAACCCUAGUUGUGAUGUUAGCCUGUUUUCUUGGACACUCCUAGCGCUUAUCCCACUGCCCCGGUAAUUGCCUCAAGCCCCCUCAGGAAACCAUGGCCGAGCAGGCCUCGGGACCCCCUCUGUCGUCCCAACAUGACGAGGUGCUCCAGCAGCGAGUGGCCGCUCUGGAGCAGGAGAGGGCUGAGUUCAUCAAACUCAAGCAGCAGCUGGAGGCCGAGUUCAACCAGAAGCGAGCCAAGUUCAAAGAGCUCUACCUGUCCAAGGAAGAGGAGCUGAAGAGGCAGAACCUGGUACUGGAGGGCGCCCAGGUUGAGCUGAGCUCCGUCCAGGCCCAGCUGUCUCAGGCUCGGGCCGAGAUUGAGACCAUCAAAGCGGUGGCCACUGUGUCGGAAAACACAAAGCAGGAGGCCAUUGACCAGGUCCGCAGCCAGUGGCAGGAGGAGGUGGCCUCACUGCAGGCCAUCAUGAAAGAAACUGUGUGCGAGUACGAGGCCCAGUUCCACCAGCGUCUGGAGCAGGAGCGAGCCCAGUGGAACCAGUACAGGGAGGCAGUGGAGAGGGAACUGGGUGAGCUGAGACGCCGCCUCACCGAGGGCCAAGAGGAGGAAAACCUGGAGGAUGAAAUGAAAAAAGCCCAGGAGGAUGCAGAGAAGCUGCGCUCAGUGGUGAUGCCCAUGGAGCACGAGAUCGCAGCCCUGAAAGCCAAGCUGACGACAGCCGAGGACAGGGUGAAGGAGCUGGAGGCCUCUAAGGUCAAGGAGCUCAAUCAUGUUCUCGAGGCUGAGAAGUCGUGUCGUACGGACCUGGAGAUGUACGUCGCUGUGUUGAACACUCAGAAGUCGGUCCUGCAGGAAGAUGCAGAGAAACUACGGAAAGAGCUCCACGAUGUCUGUCACAAGUUGGAGUUGGAGCGGCAGCAGCACAACCAGCUGAAACACACAUGGCAGAGAGCCAACGACCAGUUCCUGGAGUCUCAGCGCCUCCUCAUGAGGGACAUGCAGAGGAUAGAGAGCGUGCUGUCUUCAGAACAGCUCCGCCAGGUGGAGGAGAUGAAGAAGAAAGACCAGGAGGAGGAUGAGAAAGAGAGGCUGAGCCAAGUGAAGGAGCUGCAUGAGGAGGAUGUGGCAGACAACACCGAGCCUCUGGAGGAUUUAUUCCUCGGGCUGAGCGUUGAGGAGCCUCAUGCCAACCACAGUGGCCACGGCUCUAUGCACUCCUUAGACACUGACGUGGUCGUAGGCGGCCCCACGGACCCCUACAAGGAAAACCUGCGGAGAGUUCAGUCCACAGACAGCCUCGGCUCCUCGCUGUCCGUCCAGCAGGGCCUCGGCGGCCAAAACCACAAAGCCAAGUCAGCCAGCCACUUGGACGAGUCAGACUUUGGGCCCUUGGUUGGGGCCGACGGGGUGACGGACAGUAGUUUUGGUGAAACUUCAUCCAUCAGCUCCAUCAAGCUGACGGCGAGCCACUUCCUGCUGACUAAAGACCAGGAGAAGGCCAUCAAAGCCAUGACGCCUGAGCAGGAGGAGACGGCGUCACUGCUGUCCAGCAUCUCCCACGCUCCUGACACGGCCUACUUACCGCCCGCAGGUUACAGACUCGUCAGUGACAGCGAGUGGAACCUGCUGCAGCAAGAGGUGAAAAAUGCCGGCAGGAAGCUCGGCCGACGUUGUGAUAUGUGCUCCAACUACGAGAAGCAGCUGCAGGCCAUCCAAGGGCAAGAGGCUGAGACACGAGAUCAGGUGAAGAAGCUGCAGGUGAUGCUACGUCAGGCCAACGAUCAGCUGGAGAGGACGAUGACCGAGAAACAGAGUUUGGAAGAUUCGGUCAAAGGAGCCAACGAGGAAACUGCAGCUAAGGUGUCCGCCCUCAUGCAGAGAGUCCAGGAGUCAGAAAUGCUACUCAGCACACUACAACAGGCCUUCAGUGAAGCAAAGAGGAACACACAGGAACAGAUGGAUAUCAAAUAUGUCCAGGUGUUACUCAUCCACCACAUCAGAAAUGCACAGAUUUUUAGACUCUGUUCUUACAUCACUGCAAAACCAGACCAUUUGCAUUGUAAAGCGGUGCUGGUGAAGUCGAGGGAGCAGGUGGCAGAUGAACUAAGCCGACUGCAGAGAGACAACGAGAGCCUGCAGGGAAAACACAGGCUGCACGUAGAACUGCAGCAACAAGAGGACUUCCAGAUGCCCAGUACUGUGCAAGAGCUACACAGCCUGGUGGUGCGGUUACGUGAGGACCUGGUGGCGUUACGGACAUCAGCUGAUCACAUGGAGGAGAAGCUGAAAGCUGAGAUUUUGUUUCUGAAGGAGCAGAACCAGGCGGAGCAGUGUCUGAAGGAGAACCUGGAGGAGACUCUGCAGCUGGAGAUCGAGGGUUGUAAGGAGGAGAUAGACAUCCUGGAAGCCUCUUUCUCCAGUCUGAAGACGGAGCUGGAGCGAAUAAAGGCGGAGAAGGAACAGUUGCAGAGCAGUUUAACAGAGAAGACUGAGACACUGGAGAGUAUCCAGGCCCUGAGGGUCACCCUGGAGCAUCAGCUCAGAGAGCUUACCACUGCAAAGAGUGCACUAGAGAGUCAAGUGUUUGAAGAGAAAGACAAAGCUCAGCGGCUGCAAACAGAGCUGGAUGUCAGUGAGCAGGUUCAGAAAGACUUUGUCAAACUUUCUCAGACCCUUCAGGUACAGCUGGAGCGAAUACGACAGGCGGACUCCUUGGAUCGAAUCAAAGUCAUCCUCAAUGACACCAACUUGACUGACAUCAACCAGCUUCCAGAGACAUGAUACCACUGAUUGAAAACUGCCUUCAGUUUCAUUCCCCCUUCUUUUUCUUUAUCACUGGCCCCAGUAACAUUAUUGAUCUGACCCUUCCUCCUCCUCCUCCCCCCUAACCACCACAGAGGAAGAGUUUGGAGGACAGACAUGGCAUGAGGAGCCUUUUGUGUACAUUGAGAGUCUUGGAACACACCAUGGAUAGAAUAAUGAAGAAGAACACUACUAAAAAAAUUGUAAAUAACUAAAUGUGUGACUAUGGACGGAGGGAGUCCAUCUUCCUGUGGGUCUGUCUGUGUCUUGUUUCUACUGUAGAUAUAUGACUGUCUGUAUUAGCUCAACCAAAAAAGGUUUGUCGUCUUCUUAAGCACUUUUCAUCUGCAACUUCUCUUUCCAGGUAAAUAUAGAAAACAAUUGGAUGCAUAACUUUUUCUCCCUCUGUUCUCAAAGCGGUUGAUAUUCGCUUCCCUGUUCCACUCGCUUGUUUUUCCCCGUGUUUUUGUUUCCUCACCUUCUCUGGCUAUUUUUCCUGUGACAUUUUCCGCCUUGUUCACCUUGUGACAAACACGAUGAAGGAGAUUCAUGGAAAAAUACUUGCACAUAACUUAAGUUAGAUAAAAAAAAAAAGGAACACAAUUUGAGCAAUACCCUCCAUUUCUUAAACCUCCUCCACUGUAUCUUGUUUUGUUCUUAACGUCUAACAGAAGCCUUUUUUAAAAGCUGCAGAAAUACAGUGAAGAAACAUCAAGUCAUUUCAAAGUUUUAUUUUUCACAUGUUUCUUGAUUGUCGAGGAAAUCAUCAAAACUCUAGCUGACCUAGUUUACAUCAUGGUUUGGUGAGGAAGCAUAAAUGGAUUUUAAUUCACA
Epinephelus lanceolatus (giant grouper) is the source of this 3637-nucleotide messenger RNA. Lineage: Eukaryota; Metazoa; Chordata; Actinopteri; Perciformes; Serranidae. The record is from RefSeq and is a predicted model, not a curated record.